Messenger RNA from Arabidopsis thaliana (thale cress), 759 nucleotides. RefSeq names its product histone H2A 4 (gene HTA4). Gene Ontology annotation, molecular function: structural constituent of chromatin; protein heterodimerization activity; DNA binding. Lineage: Eukaryota; Viridiplantae; Streptophyta; Magnoliopsida; Brassicales; Brassicaceae. The record is from RefSeq and is marked reviewed. Gene Ontology annotation, cellular component: chromosome; nucleosome; nucleus. The transcript is spliced from 3 exons. The coding region runs from base 67 to 441 and encodes 124 amino acids.
AUGGUGUGCAACACGAAUAUACUAAAAGAUGUGUCGACGAAGAUAAGUGCUUUUGAAAAUGUUCGGAUGAUUAUGGUGGAGGGAGAGAUGACUACUCCUUAUCCACCAAUUGUUACUUUGAUAAAUGGAUCAAGAUCCCUAUCUCCUGCGAUCACCAACUAUAAAUGCAUUAGAUUUCAAGUGGCUCGUAUUCACAAGCAACUUAAGAACAGAGUUUCUGCACAUAGUAGUGUUGGUGCGACUGAUGUUGUCUACAUGACUUCAAUCCUUGAAUACCUAACUACAGAGGUUCUUCAGUUGGCCGAAAACACUAGCAAAGAUUUAAAAGUGAAGAGGAUAACUCCAAGGCAUUUGCAGUUGGCGAUCAGAGGAGAUGAAGAGCUUGACACACUCAUCAAAGGAACAAUUAUUGGAGGAAGUGUGAUCCCUCACAUCCACUAGUCUCAUCAACAAAACAACCAAGGAGUGAUUUGUUUCUUAAGUUAACUAAUAUGAUGUGAUAUGCUAGUUAAGUAGCUUAUGGUGUUUCAGUUACUCUAGUUUUGGAUCGGAGAAGUAGUUUAAGUGUUAAGUCUUGAGACAUCAUAAUUUUACGUCUCAUCUCGUAAACGAUAGGAGAAGUUCUUUGCUCCUAGAGUUUUGGUGCUAAACAAUUCACAGUGAUAUGCAUUCCAUGUGGCUCCUUAAAACACUCAACCAUGCAUGCACAAGCAGUGGACCAUCUUCAUAUUCAUGACUGACUAAAAUAUUGUCAUCAAU